CUCCGCCAGGCAGUAUCCGCAUCCGCCGGAAACUCUGAAAACCGCGGAAAUUUCAGGCGGCAGUUUUAGCGAGUUUGGCUUUAGGCUCGGCGCUUUUCUAUUUUUUCCAAAGAGGUAGCGGAUUGAGUCAACCGAUCGACAGGAUAACAUUUAAUACUUCCUUAUUAAGGGUCUCGAACUGUCCCACUUCGUGCCUGCGGACGGGACACCAGUCCAGAAGAUUACAAAACAACAGUCUUUCCAGCCGUAUCCAACAAAUGCACGCUGCUCCCAUCUUGCAUCCCGCGGUAAAAACAUAGAGCUAGUCUUCCGGACUACUCAGAUAAAUCAAACAUGCGCCGUCGUGUCGCUGAAGUUCAAGUCUCUGACAAGGAACCGAACCCCGUGCGGGUUGUGUUGCUCCCAAAAAGCUUGGUGCCAGAGGAGGACGAGAAACGGCAUGCUGUGAUAUCGCUGCCCCAUCCAAAAACAGGUGCACCUGCACUCUUCGUGAGAAGCGAUGCGGGGCAGUAUUUUGAGAUGACGAAGUUCAAGGAGAAGUUUAGGUCGUGGUUUCUUGGUGACACCGUCGAGUCCGAUGGUUCGUUGUACAUUGUGACACCAAUGGAUCCAUUAUUUUUUGCACUGGCACUUAUGCAAAAGAGCAACAAGUUUCGUCCGUUGGAAGAUUUUGCCGAGGGCAACGAGUUCCCCACGUUAUCAAAUGUGCUGAAGGGCUGUGAAGAAUGCAUCCAGCACAUCGCAGAUGUGAAAGUUUUGGGAAACGACAAAGUGUACCGCCACAACGAAGCCAAGGCCCUCGUCUGGCUGGAAAAGAAGGUGUCGGCGGUGUCAGGAGUUCUCAAGGCACGGGACAUCACCGUGGGGGCCUCCUGCAAGAGCUCCGCCUUGGUCAGGAGCAAGAAGGACAGCCGCCCCACCGAACAGGACUAUGUUGCGACUGCCUACUCUAUUGUGGCCGACUACAUCUUGCCCGAGUUGAGUGCUCAGCUCAAGUCAUCCCUAAAGCUGGACUUGAAGACUGAAAGGAUCGUUGAAAAGACACCAGAAGCACCACCAGCAAAAAAAUUGAAAGGCGCUGACAGCGUGCAGCCGGUGGAAGACUACAGCAAAGGCAUUCUGAAGAAUGUGAAGGGAGCUGCUACGCCCAAGUUGACUGCAGGCCAGAAGAAACUUCAAAAGGUUGACAAGACUGGCAUGAAAAGCAUCUCCAGUUUCUUUGCAAAGAAAGGAAGCUAGAAUCUCAUUCUCCCCUACGGCUGCAUUGUCAAGACUCCUCGCAUUACCUAGUAUAGUAUGUUUAUCAUCUGUUGCAAAUUGUGUUUUGAACUACUACUUAACUGCAACUCAGAAAUGCAUAUUAUUCCACUCAAAACAAUUUUUGAGCUUGUGAAACAAGCAUUUGUGAUGGCUUUGGGCCAUUGUUUAAUAAAGCAUCUUUACAUUAUGGA
Molecule: messenger RNA, 1451 nt
Organism: Ixodes scapularis (black-legged tick)
Lineage: Eukaryota; Metazoa; Arthropoda; Arachnida; Ixodida; Ixodidae
Product: ribonuclease H2 subunit B
Exons: 10
Coding region: 334-1239 (301 amino acids)
Biological process (GO): ribonucleotide metabolic process; RNA catabolic process
Cellular component (GO): nucleoplasm; ribonuclease H2 complex
Source: RefSeq, a predicted model, not a curated record